AAAGUGUUCGUCCCAGCUGGUACUUAACCCCUCCCUGCCCCAUCCAUCUUCCGUAUUUCUAAAAACAAAUGCAGGUUCUGCGUUUUCCGUACACCCAGCACCAACCCGCAACGCCGCAGGCCCAGUCUACAGAUCGCCCAAACAGCGACGCGCACAUCGGGAUCUCGACAUCGGCACCGAAGCGAGCGAGAGCGAGUUCGACGUGGAGAUGGAAGGGUAUCCUGCACGGGGAAUGCGGAGGGGCAUGGGGUAUGGAGGACGAAGAGGGGGCAUGGGGGUUCGCGAGAUGGAUAUGCGAUCUAGAUCUGCGCCGGAGAUGUAUAUGGGACCGCAGCCGGGGAUGGGUAUGAUGGGGAGUCCUAGGAUGGGUGGUAGGGGCAUGGCUGGGAUGGGCAUGGGCAUGGGAAUGCCGAGUCCGAGGAUGGGCGGCCGGGGGAUGAAUGGUAUGGGGAUGGGGAUGCCGAGUCCACGGAUGAAUCCUAUGGGUAUGGCUGGGAUGGGGGGAAGGGGCAUGCCGCCAGAGUACACUCCUAUGCCCGCCAUGCCACACUAUGGCGGCGGCGGCGGUGGUGGUGGUGGCGGUAUGCCCAACGCUGCUGAGAACCCCUAUGCAUAUCCGCCCGCGCCAUCAGAAUCCACCAGCUCCCCAUCCGUAGCACCCCUACAGCCACAGCCGCGACGCCCGGGUCGACCCCCAGGCCUCUACGAGCGCGUCCCCAUGGCUGCUUACACUGCGCCAUCGAAACCCACACGCUCGUAUACCGAGCCGCCUACAUCUACAAAACUAAACCGCAAUCAACCUGCUAGCAAAAAGGUUGGACCUUCAGGUCGUGAAUGGCUGGACGGCGACGCGUUCCUCGAUGCCUGUGUGUGCACGACGAACUGCACGUGCCGCAAGGGCCACCGGGUGUUAUACCGGUCGAAAGACGACGCAUGGGACGAAGAUGCCGAGGGAGAGAACAGGUACGGGAGUGGAGAGAUACGGUACAUCCUCAAGGAAGACUUGGGGCGGGAUUGUGGAGAUCACGAGGGGUGCAAAGAGAAGAAGAGCACGAAGAGCUCUGACGACGAAUCAGCGAGAAAGGAGCGCAAAAAGGGGAAGAAACAGGUGAAGAAGGAGAAAGAGAAGUUUGAAGGGUUCAAAGAAGAGUUACUGGAGGCGCUUGACGAGCGCUUCGAGGACAUGAAGAAGAGUCAGAAACCACAACGGGGGACGAGGUUUGCUGCGGAUCUUGGCAAUUUCGAGCCUCCAGGGCCGAGUCCGUUCGGCAUGGAAGAGCCGGGCAUGCAUAUGGAUCCGAGGAUGGCGCAGAGAAGGGGUAUGCCCGCUGACCCGUAUGGUAUGAACAUGGGCGGUAUGUCUGGAAUGGGCAAGAUGGCGCCUGGUAUGGCUGAUCCCAUGAUGGGGAGAAAUAUGCCUGGAACGGGGAAUUUCCCCCCAGGCAUGAACGCCAUGUCUGCCAUGGGAGGAAUGAACCGAAUGCCUCCGGGCAUGAACCCUCGCAUGCCCAUGUCUAUGCCCCCUCACGCCAUGACAAACGGCAUGGCCUUUGAGGACUCGCUGUCCAUCUCCGACAUGGGCAUGGACAAUCCGUAUGCCAUGGGACCAGGCGGAAUGAACCGCAAAGGUCGUAAUGGUGCUGCGCCACCGUCAUCAUCCUGCUCUUCGCACGCAAAGUCCAAGCUGCGAAAUCCCAGCAAAAAGGCAAAGGGGAAAGACUCCGGACAAACGGCAGCAAGACAAGCUUGUGCGGAGACAGAUACAGACGACGACAACGACGCAUACUAAGCCCCUUACACGCCCAGUCCCCAACGCAAUGCAGAAAGAUCCCAACGAACCAGAUUCAUGACAGACAGACAAACAAAAUGUAUGGGUGUCAAAUCAAACUCUACCACAUACACCUUCGCAUUCCCUCCCCUUCUCUUUCCCAACAACGCCAAUAAUGCCAACACCACAAUUCCCCCUCCCCAAGAACCCCCGAUAUAUGCUCAUCACCAAUCACUCACCAAAACCCUUAUCUCCCCUCCAACAUCUCCUCAUCUCUCCGCAAACACCCCGCUCUCUACCAGUCUAUUAUUACAACGCCCACCCUGAAAAUCUGCAAUUCAUUAGCA
This is a messenger RNA of Dothidotthia symphoricarpi CBS 119687, 2115 nucleotides long. RefSeq lists its product as uncharacterized. NCBI's taxonomy places the organism in Eukaryota, Fungi, Ascomycota, Dothideomycetes, Pleosporales, Dothidotthiaceae. The record is from RefSeq and is a predicted model, not a curated record. The transcript is spliced from 2 exons. The coding region runs from base 209 to 1789 and encodes 526 amino acids.